GUGCGCGUGUGCAGGUGCAGUGUGUGGGGGAGAGCAGUGCGUUGGAGUCACGGGCCAGACCGCGGGCAGUGUGUGUCUGUGUGUGUGUGUGUGUGUGUGUGCAGGUGCAGUGUGUGGGGGAGAGCAGUGCGUUGGAGUCACAGGCAGCACAUUUCCCACGAUGCCCUCAUGGCUGAACGUCUUCGCCCUGCUCGGCAGUGCUCUCCUGCCCGUCGGGGCUCAGAAGAGGAGGUGUGCUUACCUGGCCAGUCCCAGCAACGCACUGCAUUUGAAGGAGGCGGGAAACGUGAGUGGGGCGGAGCAGCUGUGUGGCCACACCCCUUGCUGCAUGGGCUACUUUAAACUGGGCUACGGGCCCCCCAUCCCGGACCUGCUAGGGUGCAACGUGGUCCAGAUGGAGUGCCCAGAGUCCUCCUGCUUCUCCUCCCAUCACAUGGAAAACUUUACCAGCUGCGUGUGCAACACUGACUUCUGCAACGCCAAUCUCACCUGGCUGGCCCCGUCCACCCCAAGCCCCUCCCCCUGGGGGGUUAGCAGUAUCUGCAUGGUGGUGGUUCCUCUGGCUCUGUUGCUGAUUCUCUGCAUCUUCAUGUGCCACAGAUCCAUCAGGAAGGGCGUGGCAAAGCCUUCCUAUGGGAGGGUGACAUCACAGUGCUCGUGUCACGGCUUGCAGGGUUCGGACCUUGACCUCGGCUGCAUUGAGCUUCGCCAGAUGGUUGGCCAGGGCCACUUUGCGUCAGUGUGGAGUGGGUACCUGCGGGGGGCGCCGGUGGCGGUGAAGGUGUUCCCUGCCCGCUCCAUGCAGCAGUACCUGAGGGAGAGGACGGUGUACUCGCUGGCCCUGCUGGAUCACGCGGGGGUGCUGCGCUUCCUGGGGGCGGGGACAGCCCCCCAGAGCAGAGACCGCUUCCUGGUGCUGGAGCUCGCCGCACAGGGCUCCCUGAGGUCCUUCCUGAGCCACAGCAGCUGCAGCUGGGCCUGCUCUCUGAGACUGGCUCAGUCCCUGUCCCACGGCCUGGCCUUCCUGCACGCAGACCUCCAGAGAAACGGGACGCACAAGCCCCCGGUGGCUCAUGGGGACCUGAGCAGCAGUAAUGCUGUGGUGCGGGCCGACGGCUCCUGUGCCCUCUGUGAUUUCGGCUGCUCCACCAUCCUGUGCUCCUGUCCCGAACAGCCGGGCUGGCAACAGCACAGAAACAUCUUCCAGGUGGGGAGCGCCCAGGUGGGGACGCUGUGCUACAUGUCCCCGGAGGUGCUGGAGGGGUGUGUGAACCUGGGCAGCAGCCGCUACCUGCUGCAGGGGGACCUUUACUCCCUUGGCCUCCUGCUUUGGGAGGUGUGGACACGCUGCCACGAACUGUACCCAGGAUCCGCCGUGCUGGAGCACCGGCUGCCGUACGAGGAGGUGCUGGGGGUCAGCCCCUCCCUCGGGGAGCUUGUGCACUGGGUGUCCGAGCGGAGGGAGCGCCCUCCCAUCCCCCUGCAGUGGGGGCAGCGCUUCCAGGAGCAGGGCAUUUACACCAUCAGGGAGAUCCUGGAGGACUGCUGGGACCAUGACCCCGAGGCCCGACUGACCGCCCAGGGUGCCGCCGAGCGAUUGGCUACCCUCGCGCCCUGACGGCGUGUGAUUGGUGGUUGACCCCUCUACAGCUGGGGUUGCAGGUGCCCAUGAAGGGAAGCCCUGUUCAUUUUCACAUUUUUCACCGAGCGCCACUUUGGCGACAGACAAACUGUCGGAGCCCUGUCUCUGGAAACGAUGAGGCUGGUCACCUGACCGUUCCCACCACAACACACCUGUACCUGCUCUACAGAUCUCUCUCUAUAACACAGCCAUAUGUCACACUUAUAAUACAGAUCUCUCUCUGUAACACAACCAUAUCUCACACUUAUAAUAUAGAUCUCUCUCUAUAACAGCCAUACUGUAUCUCACACUUAUAAUACAGAUCUCUCUAUAACAGCCAUACUGUAUCUCACACUUAUAAUACAGAUCUCUCUCUAUAACAGCCAUAUGUCACACUUGUAAACACAUGUAUCUGGUCUAUAGAUCUCUCACUCUUUGGUUCCACGGUUCGGUUUUCUUUGUUUUUCAUAUUUAAUUAAAGCGCUUUUGUGAUGACUGGUUAAUUUUUUAUGUUGGGAAAAUCUAAAAUAUGAAUUGUGAUUGGUCAGAAUAAAUGGGCAGCUGGCUUUCCUCC
This is a messenger RNA of Anguilla rostrata (American eel), 2195 nucleotides long. Its product is annotated as anti-Muellerian hormone type-2 receptor-like. Gene Ontology annotation, biological process: cellular response to growth factor stimulus; protein phosphorylation; BMP signaling pathway. Lineage: Eukaryota; Metazoa; Chordata; Actinopteri; Anguilliformes; Anguillidae. Gene Ontology annotation, cellular component: signaling receptor complex; plasma membrane. The record is from RefSeq and is a predicted model, not a curated record. The transcript is spliced from 11 exons. Bases 161 to 1618 code for a protein of 485 amino acids. Gene Ontology annotation, molecular function: transforming growth factor beta receptor activity; ATP binding.